AUGAAGUGCAUAGCUGGAAUAUUUAAGGAUGUGUGUGCAUAUGUGAAAAACUGCGAUAUAUGUCAAAGAACCGGAAACAUAUCAAGGAGGAACAAGAUGCUUUUGACAAAUGUUUUAGUUGUGGAUUAUGUAUCCAAGUGGGUUGAAGCCAAGGCAUACCCAAUAAAUGAUGUUAAGAUAAAUGGACAAGUUGAAAGGGUGAAUCGUGAAAUCAAAGGUAUUCUUGACAGGGUAGUGCACCCUAACAGAAAAGAUUGGUCUCGAAGGCUCAAUGAUGCUCUAUGGGCCUAUCGAAUUACUUUUAAGACAUCUUUAGGAAUGACUCCCUAUCGGCUAGUUUUUGGAAAGGCAUGUCAUUUGCUUCUUGUGUUGAAAAAUAAAGCUCAUUGGGCCUUGAAACAAUUAAAUUUGGAUCUCAAGGAAGCUGAUGAGAGAAGGAUGCUACAGUUUGAUGAAUUGGAAGAGUUGAGGUUAUUUUCAUACGAGAAUGCCAAGAUGUGUAAAGAAAAAUCUAAGAGAUGGAAUGAAAGUCGGAUACAACCUCGUGAAUUCAAAGGUCAGAAAGUGUUGUUUAAUUCGAGGCUAAUCUUAUUCCCUGGGAAGCUCAAAUCCGGACGGAGAGGACCUUAUACCAUCUGCAAAGUUUAUCCAUAUAGAGUUGUAAAAUUGUAUGACAACCAUGGAGGUACAUUUAAAGUUAAUGGUCAACGUCUCAAGCACUAUUGGGAUGGUAAAGUUGAGCGAAUUAAAAUCUCAUUCAAGUCAAUAGACCCUUAA
This is a messenger RNA of Gossypium raimondii (Peruvian cotton), 777 nucleotides long. RefSeq lists its product as uncharacterized. NCBI's taxonomy places the organism in Eukaryota, Viridiplantae, Streptophyta, Magnoliopsida, Malvales, Malvaceae. Bases 1 to 777 code for a protein of 258 amino acids. Gene Ontology annotation, molecular function: nucleic acid binding. The record is from RefSeq and is a predicted model, not a curated record. The transcript has 3 exons.